GGAGUCGCAGCACAAAAAAACUGCGAUUGAAUGUAGCAUCGCACGCUGCCCGCGCGAAGUGGGCCAGGUAUAGGGCGGCGCCAACAUUCACUUAUCGUCAGAUUUUGACAAUUUUGCGCGCCUUGAGAUGUCGUGUUUGUGACUCACCGCGGCUUGAGGUCGUCGCAAGGCGAAGUGGCAGAGAAAACGUUUUUAUGAUCCAAUGCAGCCGUUGUGGGCCAAUUUUUAAAUUUUAACUUGUAUGUAUGCAUUGGAAACAAGAAAAAAAGGUAGGCAAAGAUUUUUUAAGAUUUCUACUUUUCUACUCUGUCGACAUGUGCUAAGGGUAUGGGCUGCUGGUUGGAAUGUAGUGCACCAUCAUACACUUCCUGACUGGUUGAAGGAUAAUGAUUUUUUGCUGCGUGGACAUCGCACACCUACAAACUCUUUCGUAGCCUGCUUCAAGUCCAUCUUUCGCAUUCAUACAGAAACUGGCAACAUAUGGACACAUCUUCUAGGCAUGAUAGCAUUUUUAGGAAUUGCAGUUUACUUUGUCACCAGACCAACUAUUGAAGUUCAGUGGCAAGAAAAAGCUGUGUUUUCUGCCUUCUUCAUUGGGGCCAUUCUUUGUUUAGGAUUUUCCUGGAUUUUUCACACAGUGUACUGUCAUUCAGAACGAGUGGGCCGAUUCUUCAACAAGCUGGAUUAUUGUGGCAUAGCCCUGCUAACAAUCGGCUCUUUUGUACCCUGGCUAUACUACAGUUUUUAUUGCCGUCUGGAGCCUAAAAUCACCUACUUGGUCCUCAUCUUUGUUCUGGGUUCACUGUGUAUUGUGGUCUCUAUGUGGGACAAGUUUGCCCAGCCUCAGUAUCGUCCCCUCAGAGCAGGUGUGUUUGUGGCCCUGGGAUUAAGCGGUGUGAUCCCUGCAUUGCACUAUGUCAUCACUGAUGGGUUUUGGCAUGCUAUUCACAAGGCUGCUCUAGGCUGGUUGGUUCUUAUGGCCAUUCUCUACAUUCUUGGUGCUGUCAUCUACGCUGUUCGUAUUCCAGAACGCAUAUUUCCUGGAAAAUUCGACAUCUGGUUUCAGAGUCAUCAGAUCUUUCACGUUUUUGUCCUGGCAGCAGCCUUCGUCCACUACCAUGGCAUUUCAGAAAUAGCCAACUAUCGCCUGACACUGGGAGACUGUCUGGAAUCUAGAUCGGAAGUGAUGUAACCAAAGCAUCUAAAAUAAAAUGGACAACUUAGUUCAUGAUAUUAUUCCCUCA
Messenger RNA from Pomacea canaliculata, 1244 nucleotides. RefSeq names its product adiponectin receptor protein-like. The record is from RefSeq and is a predicted model, not a curated record. Bases 242 to 1192 code for a protein of 316 amino acids. The transcript is spliced from 7 exons. NCBI's taxonomy places the organism in Eukaryota, Metazoa, Mollusca, Gastropoda, Architaenioglossa, Ampullariidae. Gene Ontology annotation, cellular component: plasma membrane. Gene Ontology annotation, biological process: adiponectin-activated signaling pathway. Gene Ontology annotation, molecular function: signaling receptor activity.